CGCAGUGAAGAUGUCGCUGCGCCGCGCCUACUCCAUCCAGGACAAGCUGCAGGCCAUCGAGCGCGUGAAGCAGGGCGAGCGGCAGGCGGCCGUGUGCCGCGCGUUCGGCGUGCCCGGCGGCACGCUGCGCGGCUGGCUCAAGGACGAGGCCAAGCUGCGCUGGUUCCUGGCGCGGCUCGGCGGCGACGUGGGCACGCGCCGCAAGAAGAUGCGCCUGGCCAACGAGGAGGAGGUCGACCGCGCCGUGUACGCGUGGUUCGCGGCGCUGCGCCGCCGCGGCGUGCCCCUCUCGGGGCCGCUCAUCCAGGCGCAGGCGGAGGCCUUCGCCCGCCACCUCUACGGGCCCGAGUGCACCUUCAAGGCGAGCCACGGGUGGUUCUGGCGCUGGCAGAAGCGCCACGGCAUCUCCAGCCAGCGCGUCUAUGGGGAGAGUGGCGCCGAGCGGGCGCCCGCGGUGCCCGCUGAUGCCAGCGCCUACGGCGACGAGCAGAUCUACAACGCCAGCAUCACCGGGCUCUACUGGAAGCUGCUGCCGGGGCAGGCGCGCGGCGGGCGCCGCGUCACCGUGCUGCUCGCCGCCAACCUCACGGGCGCCCACAAGCUCAAGCCGCUCGUGGUGGGCGCCCUGCGCGACCCGCGCAGCCUCCGCCACCACAACCGCGACAAGUUCCCCGCCGGCUACCGCCACGGCGCCCGCGGGCGCCUGGCGCCGCCGCUGCUCCGCGCCUGGUUCUUCGAGGACUUCGUGCCCGCCGUCAGGCGCUACCUGCGCCGCCGCUGCCUGCAGCCCAAGGCCGUCCUGCUGCUCGGCGGCGCCGCUUCAGCGCCCGCCGGUGCCGAGGAGCCGCUGCAGACGCCCGACGGCGCCAUCCGGGCCCUCUUCCUCUCCAAGGGCGGCGGAGCGGGAGGCCGGGUGGCGGCGCCGCUGGAGCAGGGGGUGGCGGCGGCCUUCAAGCAGCUCUACAAGCGGGAGCUGCUGCGCGUGGCCGCGUCGUGCGCCGCCGCAGACUUCGUGCGCUCCUUCCUGCUCAAGGACAUGCUCUGCCUGGCCGGCCUCGCGUGGGAGCUCAUCCCGCCGCGCUCCAUCGAGCGGUGCUGGCUGCUGGGGCUGCGUGCCGCCUUCGAGCCGCGGCAUGAGGAGGAGGAGGAGGAGGAGGCACCGCGGUGCAGUGACGAAGGCGCCGGCGACACCAGGGUCUUCAGCGACCUCACCCAUCUGGCUGCGCUGGCCUGCAAGCGCCUGGCCCCGCAGGAGGUGGCCGCCUGGCUGCACUUGGACGACAACCCGGGUGCCGAGGGGGAUGAGGAGGGCGCCGAGGACGAAGGCGGCUGCAGGGCUGAGGAGGAAGAGGAGGAGGAGGAGGCUGCUGCUGAUGCAAGGGACAGGGAAGAGGGCGAUCCCUUGCCGCCCACGGCGCGGGAAGCCAUCCGGGGGCUGGAGACGGCGCUGCGCUGGCUGGAGAGCCAGGACCCCCGGCAAGUGGGGCCGCUCAAGCUGGUGCAGCUCCGCUCGCUCAUCAGCAUGGCCCAGCGGCUGCAGCGCGGCGGCGGGACCCCUUCCUAGUGCCCCCCGCCUUGCUCGGGUAUGGGGGG
Molecule: messenger RNA, 1593 nt
Organism: Nothoprocta perdicaria
Lineage: Eukaryota; Metazoa; Chordata; Aves; Tinamiformes; Tinamidae
Gene: TIGD5
Product: tigger transposable element derived 5
Exons: 1
Coding region: 11-1564 (517 amino acids)
Cellular component (GO): nucleus
Molecular function (GO): DNA binding
Source: RefSeq, a predicted model, not a curated record